Molecule: messenger RNA, 6455 nt
Organism: Micropterus dolomieu (smallmouth bass)
Lineage: Eukaryota; Metazoa; Chordata; Actinopteri; Centrarchiformes; Centrarchidae
Gene: atp11b
Product: ATPase phospholipid transporting 11B (putative)
Exons: 30
Coding region: 300-3791 (1163 amino acids)
Biological process (GO): phospholipid translocation
Cellular component (GO): endoplasmic reticulum; plasma membrane; recycling endosome
Molecular function (GO): ATP hydrolysis activity; ATP binding; ATPase-coupled intramembrane lipid carrier activity
Source: RefSeq, a predicted model, not a curated record
CAGAGCUGUGUGCUGGCUGGGGGAAACUGAUCGUGUGGCAGAGAUGUAGUGUAGCUCGCUGGGACUCCGUUGCCAGCCGUCUGUCACUUAUGCCGGGGAUCAUUUGUCUGACAUUACCUUGGAAUGAGAAAGACCAGAUUAUUGCACAGUUCACUUACACUGCAUGAAUGUGCCGCGUAAUGCGAAAGAGAAGAGCUGCCUUUGGGGGGAAAUAUUUAUGGUUCGGGACGGUUUUGUUGAAGUAGCUAGUUGCUAGCGCUGCUGGGCUAGCUGGGCUACUUGGACGCAUUUUUGCAAGGAUGCUACGGUGGAUUCGACAGCAGCUGGGCUUUGACCCCCCUCAUCAGAGUGAAACCAGGACAGUUUAUGUGGCAAACCGUUUCCCCCAGCAUGGCCACUACAUACCACAACGCUUUGCUGACAACAGAAUAAUUUCCUCCAAGUAUACAGUUUGGAAUUUUGUCCCAAAGAAUCUGUUUGAGCAGUUCAGAAGGAUAGCCAACUUCUACUUUCUCAUUAUCUUCCUUGUACAGUUAAUGAUAGACACCCCAACAUCCCCAGUCACCAGUGGUCUGCCUCUCUUCUUUGUGAUCACAGUAACUGCAAUAAAACAGGGCUACGAGGAUUGGCUGAGACACAAGGCGGACAACGAGGUGAAUGGGGCUCCAGUUUUUGUGGUUCGCAGUGGAAGUCUGGUCCAGACAAGAUCCAAAAACAUCAGGGUGGGGGACAUUGUUCGUGUGGCUAAAGAUGAGACCUUCCCAGUUGACCUGGUGUUGCUGUCGUCAGAUCGUGCAGAGGGCACCUGUCACAUAACCACAGCCAGCCUUGAUGGAGAGACCAACCUUAAGACUCACUACUCUGUGGCGGAGACCGCAGUGUGUCAGUCUGUGUCCCAACUGGAGGCUCUGCAUGCUGUGGUGGAGUGUCAACAGCCAGAAGCUGACCUGUACAGGUUUGUCGGUCGGAUUACAGUGACUCAGCAUGGAGAGGAGAUAGUCAGACCGUUGGGUCCAGAGAAUUUGCUACUGCGUGGAGCCAGGUUGAAAAAUACCAAAGAGAUUUAUGGUGUGGCGGUUUACACAGGGAUGGAGUCCAAGAUGGCCCUCAACUAUAAGUGCAAGUCCCAAAAGCGCUCUGCAGUAGAGAAGUCCAUGAAUACCUUUCUAAUCAUCUACCUGGGCAUCUUGCUGUUUGAGGCCAUCCUCAGCACCAUCCUGAAGUACGCCUGGCAGGCUGAGGACAAAUGGGGCGAGCCUUUCUACAACCAAAAGACAGAACAAGAGAGAAACAGCAGUCCGAUCUUGAAGUUCAUCUCAGACUUCUUGGCAUUUCUGGUCCUCUAUAACUUCAUCAUCCCCAUCUCGCUGUACGUUACUGUGGAGAUGCAGAAGUUCCUGGGGUCCUUUUUUAUAGGCUGGGAUUUGGACCUUUACCAUGAGGAGAGUGACCAGAAAGCUCAGGUCAACACUUCUGACCUCAAUGAGGAGCUGGGACAGGUGGAGUAUGUGUUUACAGAUAAGACGGGUACGCUAACAGAAAAUGAGAUGCACUUCCGUGAGUGCUCAAUUAAUGGAAUCAAGUACCGGGAAGUUAACGGCAAACUGGUACCAGAGGGAAUGACUGACGAUUCACCAGAUGGUUCUACGCCUCACCUGAUCGGUGAUGAAUUGUUAUUUCUCAAGGCAGUGUCAUUGUGUCACACGGUUCAAAUCAGCUACGACCAGCCAGACUGCCUGGGUGGGGGAGGAGACCCAUUCUCCCAGGCAAAUGGUUUCUCUUCCAAUCACAUGGAAUACUACGCCUCAUCACCGGAUGAGAAAUCUUUAGUAGAGGCAACAAAGAGGAUCGGAGUGGCCUUCAGUGGCACCAUUGGAGACACCAUGGAGAUCAAAAUAUUUGGAAAGUCAGAGAGAUAUAAACUGCUCCAUGUAUUAGAGUUUGAUGCUAACCGCAGGAGGAUGAGCGUCAUACUACAGACCCCCACAGGAGGCAAUGUGCUGUUCACCAAGGGCGCCGAGUCAGCCAUUUUACCUUUCGCUACCAGUGGUGAGAUAGAAAAGACAAGAUUGCACGUUGACGAGUUUGCCUUGAAAGGUUUGCGGACCUUGGUGGUAGCAUGUCGCCACUUCAGCCCAGAGGAGUACAUUGAUGUGGACAGGCGUCUGAACGCUGCGCGUACCGCGCUGCAGCAGAGGGAGGAGAGACUGCAGGAGGCCUUUAGCUACAUCGAGACAGACCUGCAGCUGCUGGGAGCAACGGGGGUUGAGGACAAACUCCAAGACAAAGUCCAGGAGACCAUUGAGGCUCUGCGGCUGGCAGGGAUCAAAGUAUGGGUGCUGACAGGGGACAAACAUGAGACGGCAGUCAGCGUCAGCCUGUCCUGUGGCCACUUCCACAGAACCAUGAACAUCCUGGAGCUUCUGCAACAGCGUUCUGAUAACGAGUGUGCUGAGCAGCUCCGCUUACUAGCCAGGAGGAUAAAGGAGGACCAUGUCAUACAGCACGGAUUAGUCGUGGAUGGGGCCAGUCUGUCUUUAGCAUUGAGGGAGCACGAGAAACUUUUUAUGGAAGUGUGUAAAAACUGUUCAGCUGUGCUGUGCUGCCGCAUGGCCCCGCUACAGAAAGCUAAGGUGGUUCGUCUUUUCAAAACAUCCCCAGAGAAACCCAUCACCCUAGCUAUUGGGGAUGGAGCCAAUGAUGUCAGCAUGAUACAGGAAGCUCACGUGGGCAUAGGUAUCAUGGGGAAGGAGGGUCGUCAGGCCGUGAGAAACAGUGACUAUGCAAUUGCCAGGUUUAAGUUCCUGGCUAAACUACUGCUGGUCCACGGUCACUUCUACUACAUUCGAAUAGCUACGCUUGUACAGUACUUUUUCUACAAGAAUGUGUGUUUUAUCACGCCCCAGUUUUUAUACCAGUUCUUCUGUCUGUUUUCACAACAAACUCUGUAUGACAGUGUUUAUCUGACACUGUACAACAUCUGCUUCACCUCGCUGCCCAUCCUGGUGUACAGUCUAUUUGAACAGCUGGUCCAUCCACACGUACUGCAGAAUAAACCUGGCCUGUACAGGGACAUCAGCAAGAACUCUCUGCUAUCUUUCCGGACGUUCCUGUACUGGACUCUUUUGGGCUUCUGUCACGCCUUUGUCUUCUUCUUUGGAUCCUACAUACUGAUGGGAGAAGACACCACACUUAUGGGCAAUGGACAGAUGUUUGGAAACUGGACAUUUGGAACGCUGGUCUUUACUGUCAUGGUCAUCACUGUCACAUUAAAGCUUGCUUUAGAGACUCAUUUCUGGACGUGGAUGAACCAUUUCGUGACGUGGGGUUCGAUUGCCUUCUACUUCAUCUUUUCUCUCUUCUAUGGAGGCAUUAUCUGGCCAUUCCUCCAUACCCAGGACAUGUACUUUGUAUUCGUGCAGCUGUUGUCCAGCGGUUCAGCCUGGUUUGCCAUCAUCAUCAUCAUCGUAACUUGCCUCUUUCCUGAUGUGGUGAAGAAGGUCUUCUACCGACAUCUGCAGCCCACCAGCACACAGAAGAGCCAGUCUCUAUCAACCCCCGAGGCGCAGGCCCUCAGCUGUGUGGAGUCCCUGUGCUGCUACCAACAUGGGCAGAGCGGCUGUUCCCGCCUGGCCUGCCUCCUGGAGCAAAUGACCGGGCAGUGCCAGGCCAGCACCAACAAUUGCCAAGCAUCCAGCCGCAGCAACAGAUCUUGGAGCGACACAGAGAACUUCUACUCCAACGAUCGCAGCAUCCUGACGCUGUCGCCCAUUGAGGCCAACAAUUGCUGACUUCCAGAGCCACUGACUGUAACACACAGAGCUGUGGGGUGGGGUGGGGGUGGGGGUGCUACUACUCUGCCAUGGGUCAUAAUCACACCCCCACCCCUCUGCCAUUUUAGAAACUGUCUUCAAUUUAAAGUCAGCGCCUUCUCAGCUGGAUGCAAAGGAGACACAGAUGGGAGCUGUCGCAUUAUGUGAAACCAAAGGACUCGACUCAGCAGCUGGCUGCUUUAUCCUUCACCAAUUUGUUUCCCCGAGUGAAUCGAUUCUUAGUAGAAGGGUUGAGAAGGACGUCAUAUGGGAGCUCUGACAUGGAAGGAAAUGAAAUAUGAAGUAUGGAGCAAGUCAGCAUGGCAUGAAGCGGACAUCUGUGGAGCUACUCCUGUAAAAAGACACUGGUGACAUCUGAGCAGCUAAAACAACAUCAGACUCCUGCUGCUUACAGGGAGUCUCUGAAAACACCAUACUUAAAUUCAGUAGCUUUUUAAAAGGUUAAUGAAGACAUGUCAGCCCCAGGUACAUGAACUCUCAUGCAGCUAUUAUCAUUUCAGUACAGUUUCCAAACUUCUAUUUUCUUGCAACUGACAUAAGAAUGACCUUGUACUGUAAGUCUAACAUAUUUGUAGACACAGAAUGGAGAUUCCUGACAAUCUGGACUAUUUGCUGCAGAAAAAUUGAUAAUUACAAGCAUGAGUCUUGCUCAAAGCAUUGCAGCCUGAGGACAGUAAUCGAAGGAGCUGGUUUGGACAUGCUGACUAACCUCAACACAGGACUGAUGUGGCUUGAAGACACCAGCUACCAGGAUCAUCCAUGUAGCACUAGGACAGAAGCUCCGCAAAGUCUGACUACAUUAAGGGUUAAUCUUAAGGUGUAGAUUUGGAGCGAAGGUCCAACAUCAUGUUGCUUCCAUAAACUGCUACAUAAACUUCCUCUUUGGCCGUGCUGCACCUUUCAUUCAGACGGAAAGGGAGAAGGCUAGACCACCCUGUAGCUUUCAGAACCUUGCUGAUUCUGUUACUGUCUACACUUGUUUCCUUUGGACCUACAGCACUCCCUUGAUAUUGUACACCCAGAUUCAUCUCUACUGUGGAACCAAAGACCAAAGGAGUCAGACGGGAAAAGAUAGUGUUUAUUUUUGUGCCUAAUUGUACAGAAGCUUAUAUUGUUAAGAAGACUAUUAUUAUUGUUUGUGCUGCUUUCUAGUCUGACUGUUCAGGCCUCUGUCCCCCCAGGUGCAUUGUUCUGAAGGAGGCCAGAUUGGGUCUGUGUAAAAAGCCAUACAUUUUAAAGAGGUUAUAUUAUUGAUAGAUUAUUGAAGAUACUGCAGAUAGAAGCUGUUUGAGCCUGUUUCCCUUGAAUGCCUUUUCUCUAUCAGCCUGGUUAGCAAAGACAUCUUAGCAUUGAAGACCAUAAUGCUCAGGAAAUAUUUUAAAGAAAGGUUUUUAUAACUGGAGGUAGAACCAUCCCUCUGUGUUGUCUAAAAAUAUUUCCUGAGUAUCGGAUCAGAUAAUGGUACCAUUUAUUUCAGUGAGACAAAAAAAAUGGCUUUAAUGGCGAGAUGCUAUUCCAAAUCACGGCUGACACACGUCGACCCAGACAGCAGAAUGUCUCGACCUUUAGAGAUGGAUAUAUCCAAUAAAUAUAAUUCAGCUUCAGUAGAGAUGAAAAGAAAAGCUUUGCACAUGUCACAUAUCGAAAUCACAUUUAGUUUAUUAUUUUUUUGUUUCAAAUCAUUGCUCGUCUCUCACCAUUCAAAUCAUCUGAAUCAUAUUUUUGCUGUUACGCUGUGAUGUGUGUUUCUAUCCACACAUUGAAGGGUGUGUGUGUGUGUGUUCUUGGAUGGCAGCAGUGUUGGUUGAAGUACAGUAUGUAGCCGAUUUGUAAGCUCUGUACUAUCUCCGUGGCCAUGCGCUGCCCGCAGUUCAAAGGUCAAAUGUUUCUCUUUGAUGCUCGGUUUGAUCUCUCAUCUUCUAAAAAACGUGAAAUGAAGAAAAGUUUGAACCUUAUAUUUUUUUUUAGCAAGAAUUCAGUUGACUCUAGAAGGUGACUUACAGCUGAGAGAAGUGUAAUGUAGAAAGACAACCGUUUUAAACUUGACAUCAACAACCACACAACAAUGACCAGUACAUGCCUCAGCUCACACAGGGAACACACAGAGUCAUAGGAUGUUUGUUACUGUUUAAAGACGUUAAGGUGAUUUUCAGCAGCUCAAAAUUGGUCAGUAAUGUUUUUUGGCAGUCAGUUGAUUGAAUAUUCUAUUUUCUGUAUGGUACACAUUGUUUAAUGCAUACCUGGGCCUGUUAUAACCUUUGUUCACGCAGGUGACAAUGAAAAUGUGUAUUUAUUAUUGCAGUACUUUUUUUCUGUUUGUGUUUAACUUUUCUUGCAUAUCAAUAUAAAUAUGUGUGUGUACAUGGCCUGAAUGCAGCAACUUCCCAAGAUGUUUUGCUUGGUCUUAGACCUGUAAUCAGGAGGCUGAACCUCCUUCGAAUCUCUUUUCUUUUUUUUGUCGACCGUAAAGGUGAUGUGCAGCUGGGAGCCGUCAGCUGCAAGCCUGAAUGUUAGUUUGUUACAGGACACGUGGAAACUUCCAGAUCACUCCAUCCAACAACCCAACUGUUGUUUUUAACCAUUUGAGCUCAUAUCUGCUAUUAAAAUGUCUACCUGCAUACA